AUGAGCUGGGGUGGAGCCGCCGGACGGAACAUUCCGGAACAUCAAGAACAGGCUCCAGUUAGGAACAUUGUGGAAGUGCAGGUACAUGCCCCCGUGCAGAACAUUCCGGAAUUACGAACCAGAGAAAAACGCCACCAGACCGACAUGGAGUCUAAACCCGCUCCUCUCGCCGUCUGCUUGGCUGUGGUUUCCAUGUUCAUCGUCCAACAUGGACGGGUUAGAGGACAACUCCCCCCACCUGUGUGUCAGACCUGGAACUCAACAACUGUCGUGUGUAAAGGGGAUACGGAUAUACCGGAUUUUCUACCUGCUCCGCCACCACGGACCCGAUUGCGUCUAACCCAGGUACCCCCCGGCAUCCCCGAGUCUGUCAUCACAGUAGAUCUCCGUUGGAACAACAUAACCAUACUGUAUAACGGCUCGUUUGAAACACAUCGUAUCGAAACAGGACAACUGACAGGGUUGGACCAGCUGGAACAUCUAGAUCUCAGUCAUAACGAGAUCAACACCGUCAUGCCAUCCGCCUUUCGUGGACUGUCGCGGCUACAAUUCCUGGAUCUCAGUAACAACGAGAUACAGUAUAUGACAGACAUGACAUUUGAAGGUUUAGGCAACCUUACACAUCUCAACCUAGAGGCCAACAGCAUAGCAGUGAUUGGGGACGCCUUUCAGCGUCUGUACGGGUUGAGGCACCUGAAUCUGAGGAGCAACAGGUUGGCUGUGUUAAAUCAAACAGCAUUGGGUCCUGUUGUCUACCAGUUAGAGAGUGUCGACAUUGCGGACAACCCGUUUCUGUGUGACUGUAAGUUAAUGUGGUUUGUUGAGUGGGCCCUGGAUAAAUUCGACAGGGUAGCGAACUUCCACAACCCCUUUCCUGACGUCCUUCGACGGUACACAUGUUCCCGUCCAGCUCAACUGCGUGAAAGACGUUUGAUAGACGGGUUGACGCAGAAACAAGAAUCUAACGACAAAGAUCCAUCAGAACGAAAGUUCUUCGACACAGUGUGUAGUCAUGGAUUCCGGCCCAACCGCCUCCUGGCUUGUGUGCUCGCCUCUUCGGGCAUCUUCGUCGCCAUGACGACCAUUUUCCUGGUCGACUACCACAUCGGCCGUGUUCAGUACUACCUGUGGAUGGUGGACAAGUGGAGGAGACCGAAGAUUGGCGAAGUAAAGAACCAAGGGCCUCCCAGAUACACGCACGAUGCUUUUAUUGCCUACAACAACCGGGACGUCGGGUGGGUUAUACAUGAAGCGAUAGGGAAUCUGGAACCUGACUACAGUCUGGUCAUACACGAAAGGGACUUUGCAGUCGGCGCUCCUAUUGUGGAAAACAUCGCGGAUGCCGUGGAAAACAGCCGGAGAACCGUCUGCCUCAUCACCAGGAACUUCCUGAAGAGUAAGUGGUGCGAGUACGAGUUCCAGCUGGCCCAGUACCACAUGUUUGAGGAGGGGGGAGGGAGGCGUCUCAUCCUGGUGUUUCUGGAGAGGAUUCCUAACCGAAUGUUGAAGCAGUUCCGGCAUCUGAACGCCGUAGUGAAGAGGGACACGUACCUGGAGUGGCCACACGACGUGCGAAAAAGGCCGCUGUUCUGGAGGCGGCUGCAAGACGCUCUGGGCGAUCCUCUACCCCGGGACCCAGAGCCUCAGCAGCAGGUACAAGUUCCGGAACGGAACAUAGCGGAACAACAGGCACAAGCACCGGAACGAAACAUUCCGGAACAACAAGCUCCGGGACGGAACAUUCCGGAACAUCAAGAACAGGCUCCAGUUAGGAACAUUGUGGAAGUGCAGGUACAUGCCCCCGUGCAGAACAUUCCGGAAUUGCAAGAUGAAAUUCUAUUACCAGAACCAGACGACCAGUGGUUUGGAGAUGGGGAUGACGUGCCCUUUCUACCACUGUAG
Branchiostoma belcheri (Belcher's lancelet) is the source of this 1902-nucleotide messenger RNA. Its product is annotated as toll-like receptor 13. Gene Ontology annotation, biological process: toll-like receptor signaling pathway; inflammatory response; immune response. Gene Ontology annotation, molecular function: protein binding; transmembrane signaling receptor activity. Bases 1 to 1902 code for a protein of 633 amino acids. The record is from RefSeq and is a predicted model, not a curated record. Gene Ontology annotation, cellular component: membrane. Lineage: Eukaryota; Metazoa; Chordata; Leptocardii; Amphioxiformes; Branchiostomatidae. The transcript is spliced from 5 exons.